UCGGGGCAGUGGAGCGACCGUAGCGAAGCAAGUGGGAGCAACACGUCAGUUGCUUGCCGGCAUUCGGCCGAGGCGGUUAGCGCUGAUUGCAGUUGUGGCUAGACUUGCGUCCUCAACACGUCAUCGCGAUUCGAAGUGCCGCUGAAGGCAGGCGACGUCAUAUAGUGGACAGGUCUUGACAUUACGAGUUUAUUGUGUAACAGUGGAUUCUGUAAACGGUGAUAUUUCCUAUAUAUUUGAAACAGAUAUUGUAAUUUUAUUGGUUUACAUGUGUGUGCAAGGAAACUGUUCAAGCCUUUGGAUGCUUCUUGGUAAUGAGAAUGGGAACCGGAAGUAGGGUAGCGGAAACAACGAAGGUAAUUAGUGUGUGGAGAACUGACGGUGCCAAAGCUUGGACCGGAGCCAUACUGCUCACUCUGGCUCUGGGACACGUGACCGGCGCCCACUGGACCCACUCAACGGAUUUGGACCCCAACUACUCAGUGUUCUGGACUCCCGGUGAAGAAGAUAUCACGUUCGAAGUACAAGUACGAACACUGGGAUAUGUCGGCUUCGGUUUCUCGGCGGAUGGGCAGAUGGCAGGAGCUGACAUGGUGACCGGCUGGGUUCGCGACAACCAGGUCUUCUUCCAGGAUCGGCACGCCCUGGAGAGGACCGAGCCAGACGUGGACUCGAGCCAAGACUACGAGCUGCUGCUGGGGUAUGAGAACGGGACCCACACGGUCAUCAGGUUCCGGAGACGGUACGACACUUGCGAUCCGCACGAUUUCAGGAUCACGAAUGACACGAUGAGGGUUCUGUUCUCAUACCACGACACCGAGCCGCCCGGCCAGUACUCCAACGGUCCCCUCCCCUACCACGGCUCAGCACAUCGGGGAGCCCGCAGUCUGUACCUGACGGAGCGGCUCAACAUGGAAGAGACGUCCCCAGAGGAGACAUAUACUUGGGACCUUGUAAACGAAGUGUCAGUGACUAUCCCUGACGAUAAUUUCUACUGGUGUCAAAUAUUCAGGCUCCCACGCAUGAGACGGAAACAUCAUAUGAUUAGGUACGAGCCGCUGUUCCAGGCGCAUCGGCGUGCAUACAUCAGUAAUAUUAUCGUAUAUGAGUGUCAGGGCAGUGAGGAAGAGUUCGGAGUUCAUGCCCGGGACAGGGGACAGUUGUGUUACCAGCCAAACAUGCCGUCCAUUCUCUUCUCCAGCUGCAACAGCGUCAUCAUCGCCUGGGCUGCCGGGGCCAGUGGCUUUACUUUCCCGCCGGAAGCAGGGUACCCUCUGGACCCCGUCCUGGGGCCCAAAUACUUCAUGAUGGAGACGCAUUACAAUAACCCGGCCCAAGACGUCGAUAUCAGAGACACUUCGGGCAUACGUGUUUACUACACAGAAUCAUUGCGACGUCACGACGCCGGGGUGCUCUCUGUGGGGAUGGAUCCUAACUGGCGUCACAUCAUCCCUCCCGGGCAGCCGGAGGUUGUUUCUGAGGGACACUGCAUAUCGGCCUGCACACAGCAGACGGUGCCUCACCGGGGUAUCAAAGUGUUUGCAGUCAUAUUGCAUACUCAUCUCAUCGGUCACAAAGUUCGGCUCCGCCAUCUCAGACGUGGGGAAGAACUUCCAUUUGUAUCCGUGGAUGACAAUUAUGAUUAUAACCACCAGGUUUAUCGACGAUUGAAGAAACCUGUAACAGUUUAUCCGGGUGAUCACCUGAUAGCCCAGUGUGUAUACAACAGCGAGGGACGCACCACAAUCACCCUUGGUGGCCUGACGACACGCGAGGAGAUGUGUCUUGUGUUCGCAAUGUACUACCCUCGGAUUGACCUGUCUCUGUGCCACAGUUUGCCGUCUCUGCCAAGUGUACUGCAUUCUCUAGGCAUUCAGGAACUCUGGCCGGGUUCGAAUCCGGUGCGCAUCAAGUCUCCACCCGAGCUAGCAGACAUGACGCUGGAAAGCCGUCUCGUUACGUAUGACUGGGAAAACCACUUCAGGAGUUUCCAGGAAGCAACCCGCAAAGGCAGCUUCAAGCCUCUCUGCUGGAUGACGAAGCCCACAAUUGUACCAGUAAGUGGAGAUUAUGUGUUUCCAGCGAACCAGAUAUUUUUUGGAAAACUUAGGUAA
This is a messenger RNA of Cryptotermes secundus, 2114 nucleotides long. RefSeq names its product MOXD1 homolog 2. The transcript is spliced from 10 exons. Gene Ontology annotation, biological process: octopamine biosynthetic process; dopamine catabolic process; norepinephrine biosynthetic process. Lineage: Eukaryota; Metazoa; Arthropoda; Insecta; Blattodea; Kalotermitidae. The record is from RefSeq and is a predicted model, not a curated record. Gene Ontology annotation, molecular function: dopamine beta-monooxygenase activity; copper ion binding. The coding region runs from base 315 to 2114 and encodes 599 amino acids. Gene Ontology annotation, cellular component: secretory granule membrane.